This is a messenger RNA of Gossypium arboreum, 1968 nucleotides long. RefSeq names its product triacylglycerol lipase 2-like. Bases 555 to 1787 code for a protein of 410 amino acids. The record is from RefSeq and is a predicted model, not a curated record. Gene Ontology annotation, molecular function: hydrolase activity, acting on ester bonds. The transcript is spliced from 9 exons. Gene Ontology annotation, biological process: lipid metabolic process. Lineage: Eukaryota; Viridiplantae; Streptophyta; Magnoliopsida; Malvales; Malvaceae.
CAUUGGAACAGUUCCCUUGUUUAUUUGUUUGUUUAUAUAUCGUUUAUUUCCAAGCUAGUUUUCUUAUACCUUUCUGAUUUGUCAUGCACUCAAUACCAUGUCAUUUUCUUUCCAAUGCAACCUAGUUUAUUUUCAUUACAUGUUUCAUUCAAAUGCGAGCUGCUAUUUUGGAUCAACGUUACCUAGUUUAUUUUCAUUACAUGUUUCAUUCAAAUGCGAGCUGCUAUUUUGGAUCAACGUUCUCAGUAUUUUCUGAUCCAGAUAAACGAAAAAGUGUCAUGGAAUGUCAUUUUCUUUUGUGCAAUUCUGGUUGGCUCAUCCAUUCCUUUGCCUUGGCUUGAACGUUCAUCUCUUCAAUGAAAAAGAAAUUUUUCAAAAGUUAAUGCCAUUAAAUAUAGGGAAAAGGGCCCAUUAUUUGAUUCCUUGUUUGAACCAGUAGAUUGAUAGCUUUCUCAUGUGAAUGCUUGAUUUUGUUCUUAUUUGGAUUUUGUGCUACUAUAAAAUUGCCUCGCAACAUUGGGGUUGUUGAAGCUAGGGAAAAAAAAACAUAUAUUAUGGAGGUGGCCGACAGUGUAACAUGUAUAAUUCUACUUAUUCUUUUCUGUGGGUCAGCAGCUGGAAAUAGAAAAGCUUUGUAUUCAUUCAAAGCUCAAGAGAAUGCCAUUGCAAUGGCUCCAUCAUCUGAUAAUGGUAUUUGUAAAUCAAUGGUGGAAACACAUGGUUACGAUUGUGAAGAACAUACGGUAACUACACAAGAUGGUUACAUUCUGAGUAUGCAAAGAAUUCCUGUGGGUAGGUCAGGUGGGACACCAGGAAACAGACCACCAGUCCUGUUACAGCACGGGAUCUUAAUGGAUGGAAUUACAUGGCUGUUAUUGCCGCCGGAACAGUCUUUGGCAUUUGUGUUGUCGGAUAAUGGCUAUGAUGUGUGGAUUGCUAAUUCCCGUGGAACAAAGUACAGCAAAGGGCAUAAAUCACUCAGUCCUAAAGAUCCGGCUUACUGGGAUUGGUCGUGGGAUGAAUUGGUAGCUUAUGAUCUUCCUGCUACGUUCCAAUAUAUAUAUGAUCAAACAGGACAAAAGCUACACUAUGUAGGGCAUUCACAGGGAACUCUGAUUGCAUUGGCUGCCCUCUCGAAGGAUCAGUUAUUGAACAUGUUGAGAUCAGCUGCUUUACUUUGCCCAAUUGCUUAUAUGGGUCAGAUGACUUCUCCACUUGCAAAAAAUGCUGCUGACAACUUCAUUGCUGAGGCAGUCUACUGGUUAGGCCUCAGUGAAUUUGAUCCACGAGGGGAUGCAGUAGUUAACCUUCUCAAAGACAUCUGCAGCAAACCAGGCAUUGACUGCACUAACUUACUGACAAGUUUUACAGGUCAGAACUGUUGCUUGAACUCUUCCAUAGUAAACAUAUUUCUAGAUCAUGAACCCCAACCAUCAGCAACAAAGAACAUGGUCCAUCUAGCUCAGAUGAUUAGGCAAGGAACCAUAAAAAUGUAUGAUUACAUUGACGAGGUUGAAAAUAUGAAACAUUAUGGGCAAGCAACACCUCCUGCAUACAACAUGACCAGCAUUCCAAAUGACUUUCCUGUUUUCCUUAGCUAUGGAGGGGAGGAUGCUCUUUCUGAUGUAAAUGAUGUGAAGUUAUUAUUGGGAAGUCUCAAAGAUCAUGAUGGAGACAAGCUUGUAGUUCAGUAUAGAUAUGAUUAUGCUCAUGCAGAUUAUGUCAUGGCAGAAAAUGCUAAACAAGAUGUAUAUGAUCCUUUAAUUGCCUUCUUUAGGCUACAAUAGUGAUUAUAUAGAUAGAUUAAAAGGAAAAAAGAAUUUCAAUCUCCUGGCCUUUGUUUCUUGUUUGUGUUAGUACAGAAAGGCUUCCAAUGCGUAGCACCACUUGAUGUGGAUUGGGAAUGUUGAUUUAAAUGUUACAAUCCCUUAGCAAUCUUGUAUCCAAAAAAUAACGUGUAUGAGACUU